Vitis riparia (riverbank grape) is the source of this 1948-nucleotide messenger RNA. RefSeq names its product aminoacylase-1. The transcript is spliced from 4 exons. The coding region runs from base 217 to 1569 and encodes 450 amino acids. Gene Ontology annotation, cellular component: cytoplasm. The record is from RefSeq and is a predicted model, not a curated record. Gene Ontology annotation, biological process: amino acid metabolic process. Gene Ontology annotation, molecular function: aminoacylase activity. Lineage: Eukaryota; Viridiplantae; Streptophyta; Magnoliopsida; Vitales; Vitaceae.
ACUAGAUUCAUUAGUCAUCCAGUCUCUUAGAAGGAUUGAAAUUGGUGUUUCGAGUUCUGCCAAUCUCCUACGGGAGAAACGGCUUUCCUGCUAUCCAAAAAACACAUGCAACCUUUACACUUGUCCACGUUUUGUUGGCCCCCUUGACUUGGCUCUACCGAAUCAUUGCUGAUCGAUAAUUGCUGCAAAGUGUUAAGCUCCCUCACUCUUCCCACCAUGGUCAACCACAGCCGCCGUCGCCGCCCACUGCUCCCAAUCAUCGGUCUCCUGCUCUUACUCUUACUCUCAUCCAUCUCCGCAACACCAUCCCACCAGCAUCACCUGGAAAAAGAAGAAGAAGACUCACCUAUAACUCGGUUUCAAGGCUACCUCAGAAUUAACACAGUACACCCGAACCCCGAUUACGCCUCCGCCGUCUCCUUCCUCAAAUCCCAAGCUCUCUCCAUUGGCCUCCAAACUAAAACCCUGGAAUUUGCCCGAUCGAAACCACUUCUCCUCCUGACAUGGCCAGGCUCCGACCCCUCUCUCCCCUCCAUCCUCCUCAAUUCCCACCUCGACUCUGUCCCUGUCGAGCCAUCCAAGUGGCUCCACCCUCCUUUUUCGGCAUACCGCUCUCCCGAUGGAAAAAUCUUCGCCCGCGGCGCCCAAGACGAUAAAUGCAUAGCUAUGCAGUACCUCGAAGCAAUUCGGAACCUCAGAGCCCAGAACUUCCAACCCACUCGCACGAUUCACAUUUCCUACGUUCCCGAUGAGGAGAUUGGCGGGUUCGAUGGUGCAGCGAAGUUUGUUGCGUCGAAAGAGUUUGCGGAUUUGAAUGUGGGGUUUAUGUUAGAUGAAGGGCAGGCAUCGACGGGCGAUGAAUUUAGGGUUUUUUAUGCGGAUAGGUCGCCUUGGAAUUUGAUAAUUAAGGCUUUUGGGAUGCCUGGACACGGAUCAAGGUUGUAUGAUAAUAGCGCAAUGGAGAAUUUGAUGAAGAGUGUUGAGCUUAUCACUAAAUUCAGGGAAAGUCUUUUUGAUGUGGUUAAGGCUGGUAAGGCCGCAAAUUCAGAAGUUAUUUCAGUUAAUCCAGUGUAUUUGAAGGCUGGGAUUCCAUCCCCCACUGGAUUUGUGAUGAACAUGCAACCUUCCGAGGCGGAGGCUGGGUUUGAUCUUCGCAUGCCACCAACAGCAGACCCGGAUCUUGUGAAGAUAAGAAUUGCUGAAGAAUGGGCACCAGCUAUCAGAAAUAUGACGUACCAGAUAAUUGAGAAAGGACCCAUCAGAGACUACAUGGGGCGCCCUUUAAUGACACUGACCAAUGACUCCAACCCGUGGUGGUCUAUCUUCAAGCAAGCUAUAACUGAAGCAGGAGGAAAACUCGCAAAGCCUGAAAUCUUGUCUUCAACUACAGAUGCACGAUAUAUGAGACAGAUGGGCAUUCCCACUCUUGGUUUCUCCCCAAUGACAAAUACUCCUAUCUUGCUUCAUGACCAUAAUGAGUUCCUGAAAGAUACCAUUUAUUUGCGGGGAAUUAAGGUUUAUGAAUCUGUAAUUAGUUCUUUAAGUUCCUCUGUGAGAGCUUCUGCCUAAACAUUCUUCACCUCAGAAGUUUCAUUUUGGUGAUUCAUGGAGAGGGGCAAUAAUGACACACACACUUGGCAGGGGGUAACAUCACUUGCACUGGACUGUUUUCUGGUUGUUGUGAUUUUGCAGUCUCAUCCAUCGACUUCUAAUACCAAUCGCAGUGGCACCCUUAACUGAUACUUCACUGUACUCGCCAAAUGCCUAGUUUCCCCUCCCCUUAUCUUAUACUUUGUGACAUUUAAUAGUUUAUGUAAAAGUUAUAUUUGCAUCAUUAACGUUUAAUAUGUUUGCCAUUAGAGGACCAUAAUUUGAAGGUCACGAGCCUGCCUACUGAACACAUACACAUAACUGAAAAUUUGUAGUUUAUUGUAUGAUUUUUUUUCUU